UUUAGGGCAGCGGGAGUCGCAUGCUCCUUCUGAGCAUGCUCAGAAAUACAGGGCAUGCGCCUUGAUUUAAAAGCCGAGAAAAGAAGAAGGGAGCAAACUAGGACGCUGGUAGAAGCUUGUGAUAGGAGGGACUGUCUACUGUCGGAAAUGAACAUCCAGGUUUCUUCCUGUUCUUUGGCUUUGCCUGGUUGCUCUAUGACAUCCCAAAAGAAACUACAGGGCCUUGUGGCAGCCACUGUCACUCCAAUGACUCAGGAUAGAGAAAUUAAUCUCGCUGUGAUUGGCCAGUAUGUGGACUACCUGGUAAAUGAGCAAGGUGUGAGGAGUGUUUUUGUGAAUGGAACAACAGGAGAAGGCCUGUCCCUGAGCAUUCAGGAGAGGAAGCAGCUGGCAGAGGAAUGGGUAGCAAAGGGGAAGGAAAAGCUGGACCAUGUGAUUGUCCAUGUUGGAGCACUGAGUUUACCAGAAUCAAAAGGACUGGCUAAGCAUGCAGCAGAAAUAGGAGUGGAUGGCAUAGCCGUCAUUGCUCCAUCCUUCUUCAAGCAAGUGAAUAAAGAUGCGCUUCUUGCCUUCUUGCGGGAUGUUGCAUCUGAAGCUCCUGGCAUCCCGUUCUAUUAUUACCACAUCCCUCCCCUGACUGGUAUUCAAAUUAAUGCUGAAGAACUGCUUGAUGGGAUGACUGAGCAGAUCCCCAGCUUUCAAGGGGUGAAGUUCAGUGACAGAAAUCUGCUCGAUUUUGGGCGGUGUGCAGCAAAAAACAGUAGUGGCCAAUUUGCACUUCUUUACGGCGUGGAUGAACAACUCCUGAGUGCACUGGCGAUGGGAGCAACGGGGGCUGUUGGGAGCACAUAUAACUAUUUUGGGAAGGCAAAUAACGUAAUGAUGGAAGCGUUUGCCAAGGGUGAUUUCUGCACAGCACAAAAAUACCAGUUCUGUAUUCAGGAAUUCCUCGGCUUUGUCAUUGCACAGGGUAAGUAAUAACGGGAGACUUAACCUGUCUUGUCCCCUUCUGUACAGUUUAUCUAACAAUAAUUAAAGCCCUCUGAAUUCCACGAAAGUUUGAGAUUCUGAUUCCUCAGAAGUUCCAACAUGCACUGAAACACUCAAAUCCAACAUGGCUUGCUUCCUUUUGCCUUUUUCAGUUACACGUUUUAUGCAUUUAUUGUUUCAUUGUUUUGAAAUCUGAGGCCAUUGUUUUGAGAUUACAUUAGAGCUGCUGGAUACCU
Messenger RNA from Pogona vitticeps (central bearded dragon), 1226 nucleotides. The record is from RefSeq and is a predicted model, not a curated record. Lineage: Eukaryota; Metazoa; Chordata; Lepidosauria; Squamata; Agamidae.